AUGGAAGCACACAUCACUAGCAAGCAACUCCUGGAGCUAUUAACUGCUCAGCAGCUAGGCAAAUUGAGCGAAUUGCCAAUUGAGCUUCGCACACUCAUCUAUCGCCUUGUCCAUGCCCCCAUCGACAAGAUCGAUUUCCCCGCCAUCAAGAAACGUGAGGGUAUUGCACAGGACAAGGGCAUGUUCAUGGCAGUGUGGCUCUUUUCAGUAAAGCUUGAAGAGUUGGACGUUUCUGACAUGUUCGGAACGGAGAUGGGCAAAGUAUUAGAGAAGUACUCGAAGAACUUUGCCCCCGCCGCUUUGAUUCAACUGUUCGAGAAUCACGACUCUUCGGCUGCUUGUUUCACUGCCCAUCUGGCUAUUGAGGACCUUGGCGCCGUCGAUUAUACCGCACUCGAGGAGGUCAAGAUCUGCUUCCCCCGCCAGCUCGCUAUUGAGUUUUCCCGCCUUGUCCCACAGACCGAUAAAUAUUAUCUGUCUUACGCUAUCUAUCCUUCCCGCGGGGCCCAGCAGUUCCCUGUUCUCGAGCUCUUUCCUGAUGGCAGAGGAGUUACUAUUCGAUCUUUGCUAGUCGAUGACGAUUGCCCUAACUUGACGGAACAGUGCAACAACGAAAGCCCAUCUGUAGUUUGUCUGCAUGGUGGUCAAGGAUGUGCCUGUACCCUCAUUACGAUCUUCACCCCCAUGAUCUCCAUCCAGGCUGAUUCGGCUUUGGGCCCGCUCACGGUUCAUAACAACAUCCCCCCGUUGACUCCUUGGGAGCAUUACAACGUCCUGCCCCGCUGGAGCCUGGCGUGCCACAAGAGGCCUCUCUACCACUACUGGAUCACCAUUAUGCUGGAGCAGCUUGGACCUGAUGCGGUUUGGAUUAGCCCUUCCGGUGAUAUCUGCCGCAGCAGUGAUAUCGGCUUGUGA
Molecule: messenger RNA, 915 nt
Organism: Venustampulla echinocandica
Lineage: Eukaryota; Fungi; Ascomycota; Leotiomycetes; Helotiales; Pleuroascaceae
Exons: 3
Coding region: 1-915 (304 amino acids)
Source: RefSeq, a predicted model, not a curated record